GCGUUUGUGGCAAGCAUAAAUCCGCCAGGCUCGCAGGGCAUGAUCACCAGCAGCAGCAGCAGCAGCAGCUGUGUAUUUCUUGGUGACCAAUGUGUUUAGAGUCUGGCCUCUGGUGGGAUCUCUGGGACUUAGUGCUUUGAAGGAGUGCUGCGAUCCAGGAGGGUAGAGGAGAGGGGCAAGGGAAUGUAUUUUCCACUUCUCACUGCCAUAUCAAUCUUUCUCAGUGCUGCUGGACUGUGGUGUUGUAUCACUCCUGACAGAGGUUAUUAAUUUCAAACCUGUAAAUCAGCAUUUCAGAAAAUGUCUUAACUUUGUUUUCCAAUCCUGCUGCUCCCACAGUAUCCACAAAACAGGAUGUUAGGACACAGAUAUGAAGUUAGCACCCGCCUUGCACCUGUGAACACAGGUACUACUGUGCAGAGGAGCCUGGUGUCCUGAGACACACUGUUGGGUCUUUUGGCUGCCAGGCACCCACCUAGGGUUCAAAGGCAAGAAGGAGAGAUUCAGGAGCCCAUUUGCAUCCAGAUGUGAGAGCGAGCUUCUUUUUCUUCUCUAGACAAGCACUUCCUUCACAGAUCCAUGGCAAAAGUACUAGAGACAGUAAAGAGGUCUGUAAAGCGCAGUGAGAUUGGUUCAGUGGGAAGGGAAAGUACCUGCCAUCAUGCUCACAAGAGGGCCUUGGUAGUGAAGGCUGGAUGCUGGUCUUGAACUGAAAAUCCUAAGGAAGUAGUGAACAGAUUGUAGCCGCUGGUGUGAUGUGCUGUCAGCAAUGCCCACUGUCAGCAUGGCUGCUGUGUCCCAAAACACCCAAGGGCUUUUGAGAAGUUACCCUUUCAUACUGCACCAGAGAGAAGUGUAUUCAGUCUAGAGGUGAGAGGUUCUUCACUCAUAAAAAUCUGAAAUGAGAUUGGAUGUCAUCUUUCCACCAGGAGAUGGAAAAUGGAGGUGUUUCUCCUAAGUAUUCCAAAACAUGAAAGAGUCUGGAUGACUGCGGCAACAGCAGGUUGUCUUUCAAUCCGACAGCAUAUGCCUUCUAUGAAAUUGUGAGAUUUUCUUGAGAGCUGGCAGAAAGAUGAACUUUCUCAGGAGUUUUUCUGAACCAGCUGUUGCUUUGAAUGAAGUCCAGGGAAAGUUGGGAAACAGCUCUUCUCACAUCUGAUGUGCAGUUAAUGCUGGGUGUCAUCAGCCUUGAAGUAGUCUGUCAGGUCCAGGAAGAUUCAGCCUCCUGCUGCUACUCAGCAUGAUGGUAGGACUGUGAGUAAUAUACCAGCAAAUGUCAGCUUUACAGCUGAGGAGCAAAGUGCCCUACAGAGGGUGUGGACUUGGAAAAAGAUCAUGAAGUUGCAGUGGUGUGAAGUUGCUAGAGUCAAAAAGAGAAUAUGGUAAUUACCGGUCAACCACAUCAGAUAGCGUGAAGAAUUCCUGUACUGUUUGUGGGAGUGUCUGGUCUUUGUGUAUGACUUAAAGGAAAUCAUCCAGUUAGUGUCUGAGCUGGAAACCUGCUUGAUCCUGCCCACAAAAAGCACAGCAGACCACCUCUAGCAGCUUGCUGAGGCACAGGAACAGCCAAAUUUCUGCUGGUGGCUGUGCAGGUGGUUAUGCCAAGUAAUGUCUGCUCAACUACGUGCAUGUAGGUGGGCAAGAGAGGUUUUACCGUACAAGGAUGAAGUGGCAACUGUGUUAAUAAAGAAUGUAACAACUUCCCUCCUGAAUUUAGAAGGGCUUGAAGCAGAUGAGCUCAGUGUACAGCAGUGGCAUGUGAUGAGUUUCCAAAGGUAGGUUAUGGGGUUGCCAGGUCACUGUUACAGUUCCGGUGUCCCUGUGACUCACUCAAGUGAGUGACUGACGUAAGAGCCAGAGGCAGCUCCUGUAUCGCUGCUGUCCUCACCUGCAGCGUGGUGAACCCUGUGGCCCUUGAGAAGGAGCUCUCUUUUCUGCUGCUCUGGGGCAGCUGGUAAAAAUCACCCUUGUGGAGGUCCCACACAGUCUGUUAGCUGAAAGGGUCGGUAAGUAACGGAGAGAGACAAGGAGAGAAGAGAGGGAAGUCAUGUGUUUUGUACCAGUACACAAAAUAGUCUGGUUUUCUGUCCCACAUUUCUUCCAUGCAGGAAACGGAGCGAGUGUGAUGUUUAGGUUACACUUUAUGCUUCUCCUGUCCUAGCACAACAUGGUAGCACUGCACAGCUGGGGACCCUAAAGCCCUUGGGAAACAUCUGAUAGUGAGGAGGGCCAGGUGAUGACCCCCAAAUGCUGGUACCAAUGUUGUCUUUGUGGGGAUGUGAAAAUCCAGUGGAAAGAAAAAGGAAAGAGGAAGAACAUCCUUAACUUUGCACACUAGAAAAUGAGUGCUGGCUCAGACCUGACCUGAAGGUGGGAGAUUGCUUCCAGGAGAUCAGAUCUGCAGAUCUGUCUCUCAGCAAAAUCACUAGCUUGCUCUCUAAUGCUGGGUGACUCUCACUUGGAAAGUUUCCUGUGUGCACGAGAGCCGCUUUCUCCAUGGGGAAGGGCAAUGUUUCCUGUUUUCCUACCACACUGCUUCCUCCUCCCUCUUCUGGUCUCUCAGGCAGGCUGGCAGUCCUAUCUCAUCUGGGUGAAGUCUUUCCUUUGUUUGCUUUCCUGUUUCGCCAGACUGACUUGCCUACUUUUUAAUCUCCGCGUUUGUUCUCUGACUGCCACGUCGCUCGUGUGUUCAUAGGGCACGGUGGCGUGAGGAACAGCCAGGAGCACAGGUGCAGGUUGCUCCUGACAGAUCCCAGAAAAAAAAAUAGCUACAUGAUAGGUGAGCUGCUUCUGAGGUCACAUGCUGGGUAAAGAUCUGUUUGAAGGCAUCCUUUCCUGACUGCUGCUACAGAACAGGCAUUGUUUGAGCCAUGUCCCCCUCAUGUCCCACCUCUGCAGUGGAUGUGACACCUGGCAGUGUUUGUGGCUAACCUGAGCAAAGCCAAUCUUCCUUUGCUCUUGACGGCACUCUGGCCUAUCGAUCUGUUCAUCUACAGGUAAUGACCAGUAAGAGAUGCUCUGUGGGGCAAGGCUUAAAAGCACAUCUGGCCUUAACCACAAUUUUGUGGUUAUGAGGCAACAGUCUCAAGAGUUGACUUCCUCACACUUUCAAGAAAUGGUCUUGCGCCUUUUAAGAGCAAACCAAACAAGGCAGAGACAAACCCCAAACAACAAAAGCCACCAUCUAUAUAUAAUCUGCGAGCCCUCCAGGGGAGUGCGCGGGCUGCCAUGAUGUCACUGGCUCCCUGUGCCAGCCUUUCACGCCUCAGAGGCCACAGCAGAGCUCUGUGCUUUCUGUGUGACUGCACAGGGCUGUGCUGGGGGUCACGAGGCUGCCGCUGCUCCCCGGCCAGCCCGGCUCUGCGGGAGAGGUCUGCUGGUGCACUGCAAGCGGGCACUUGGAUGCACAACUUCUCCUGUUGCCGUGCCUAACGCUGCUGGUUUUUUUUGAAGUCCUUGCCAGGCAGGGCUGGGGGAGGUCUACUGAAUACAGCAUCUAUGUGAGAAGAAAAAUAGCCUAUUUAAAUGUCAGCAGCUAAGCCCUAUUCCUGUGCAGGCAUAUACUUGUGCAGUAUGAGUAAUGAGACAAAAGACAGGCUUCAGAAAUGAGGCUUUAGAUUUAAAUAUCUCCAGAAGUCUUGGCUGAGUGUAAGGCCCUUCCAAAUGUACGCUGUCCAUGCAAGCACAGCUGGAAUGCUCACCCCAAGGAGCAGGGGAAGGAGUGAACCAGUAGGAAGCACCUUUGUGCUGCAUCUGCCAUUGCAUUAUCAUGAAGAAUUUUGGGGUUUUUGUCUCAUUUUUAAAACUAAGCCACAUGACUCCAAAUGCUGUGGGCAGACUGACAGAGAACAGAAAUUUGGUGGGUAAAUCUGGAGCACAUCUCAGUGCAGUGGGAAUGUCCAGGUGAGCAGGUUGGGCUCUGAAGUGCUGGCAUGGGAAAGUAUGAGAAAUCACCCCUUUUUUUGGCCCAUGGUAAACUUGUUGGACUUCAUUUGCUUUAGGGACAUUUUGUGACUUCUCUGAUAUCAUCUGUUCCAGGAUCAAGCUCCUCAGGUGGCCUUUUCCCCUGAACAACUGCUUUCUUUGUGGCUGGGUUGGCAACAUGGUGGAAUGGUGUUUACCUCAAGAUAUAGAUUUGGAAGGUGUGGAAUUCAAAUCCAUGGCAAGUGGGUCCCACAAAAUCCAGUCAGAUUUCAUUUAUUUCCGGAAAGGGCUCUGUUUUGGCCUGGCCUGCUUUGCCAACAUGCCUGUGGAGAGUGAGUUAGAGCGUGGUGCCCGCAUGAAGUCCGUGGGCAUCCUCUCCCCUUCCUACACACUGCUGUAUAGGUACAUGCACUUCCUGGAGAACCAGGUCAGACACCAGCUGGAGAUGCCGGGGCACUACUCCCAUCUAGAGGCAUUCUAUGAUGACAAGAAAGGAGUUCUCCCUGAUAGCAAGGGCACCCCCAGCUCUCAGCAACCUGUCCACUGGCUGCCUUCCAUCCACAGAUACAUGUACCCAGAGAUGAAGAUCACACACCCUGCUGGCUGUAUGUCUCAGUUCAUCAAAUUCUUCGGUGAGCAGAUCCUCGUCCUCUGGAAGUUUGCCCUGCUGCGCAAGCGCAUACUGAUAUUUUCACCACCCCCAGUUGGAGUUGUCUGCUAUAGAGUGUAUUGCUGCUGUUGCCUUGCAAAUGUUUCUCUGCCUGGCCUUGGAGGAACUGUCCCAGAGUCCAAACCAUUCUUCUAUGUCAAUGUGGCAGACAUAGAAAUGCUGGAGACAGAAGUAUCGUAUGUGGCCUGUACAACAGAAAAGAUCUUUGAGCAGAAACGGGAUCUCUAUGAUGUCUAUGUGGACAACCAGAAUGUGAAGACACAUCAUGAACAUCUGCAACCACUCCUGAAAAUUAACAAUGCUGACAAGGAGAAGUACCGACGGCUCAAUGACCAAAGGCAGAUGUUAAUGUAUUCUCAAGAAGUGGGUGAAGAUUGCAGCUCCUGUGAAGAGGACCUUUUCAUCUUGUUUUUCAUGGAGCAGAACAACCGCAUCUUCCAGACGCUGAUGGAGGUGUCAGCCAGCCAGGACAAGACACUGACAGCUGACCACGCACGAGGCAUGGGCCUGGAUCCCCAAGGGGAUCGAAGUUUCCUUAUGGACCUCCUGGAAGUGUAUGGCAUUGAUGUUAUGCUAGUCAUUGACAACCCCUGCUGCACUUAAACCAAGGGCAAGAGAGAUGGGGAGCAAAGAUCACUUUUUAAAGACUACCAGACAUUGCUUAGGAGGAUCACUGGAACUCACCACAGCCACAAUUAUUUAAUAACUUUAUAUGGAGAGUAUUUAUAAUUUUAAAACAAAAUGUGAUUUUAUUUUCUCACACUUCACUUCCCAGUGAGUACCUUCUCUAGGGGUUCCUUUUGGUUUUGUCUCCCAUUCCCUUUCAUUUGUGUUUUUCGUUUUGUCUAGCUAGGACCAGUGGCACCUUUGCACCAAACCUCACUGUUGCCAGUGAUAGCUAGGUUUUGACCUAGCCUGGAUACCUGAAGGCUGAUGACUUCAGGAAAGCACUUUGUUUGAUGACAACCAAUGUGAAAUGCUAUAGCUGAGCUUUCAGACUUGGCUGGAAAAUCCUCCUAACAACUCCCCCUUCCACUUGGGGACUGAAGAGGGCUUCAGCACAGCCCAGUCUCAUAAAUAGCUCCUACCAAGUUUAUUGGUGGGGCCAGUUAAACCAGCGAUAAGAACCAGGACUCCUUUAAACACUCCUCACCCAUCCUGAAAGGUGAAUUGGAGUAAAGCCACCCUUCCUUGUAAAUGGCAGAAGCAAGUUUGGGAUCGGGGACACUACAGGAUCUUAUGACUUUGCUUACUGGAGCAGCACGGUUUCACUUCCAGCAUCUGAGAUGGUCUAAACUGGCAGAGACUGCAUCUAUCUAUCUAUCUCACAGCUGGAGAAGAGCACCCUCUCUUCCUCAAUCCAUCCCACCAGCUCCUCUGGUUUUUAGUUGCAUCACACCUGCUGCUUUGGUUUAAAAUCUUCAAACCAGCAAGAUGGUCUCCCAUUUAACAGGGACCAACACCACUGAGCCACUUUGCAGUCACUUUGUUUUCCAGCCUCAGCUUGGAUGGCGCUGGGCUGGAAGGGGUAGAACAAGUAUGCUUUAACUAGUGUCACUAGCCCUUCCUUUGUAGCUGAUGGGACUUGUUGCUCCUUUGCUUUAACACUGUCUGCUAAUCCUCCUUUUGUUGAGCCUUCAGCACUGCCUGUUGCUUUCCAUGUGAGACAGAGAAUGUACCUUUCAGCUGGAACAACUGAAAUUUGCAGGAGGUUCCCUUGGAGUUUUGUAUUCUUAACUGGCACAGCUGCUAGGAGCAAUGUUUAAAAGCAAGUCUUUUUUUUCUGGGCAGAGCUGCAGAACCAGAUGAAACAGGUAUUUUCUUAAGCUGUGGAAAGAACAGGAUUCAGUUCCUGAAGGACUGACUAGUCAUUACCUCCCGGAAGGCUAUCCCAGUAAAGAGUAAUCCCUUUGCCAUGCAAAAUCCAAGAAUGGUACUGUGGGUUCUAGGUGUGACAUACAGCUUUGCCCCAAAUCCUUCAGCCAGUAGCAGUAUCAGCUUCAAGCUUACUGUUCUUCCUGAACUGUGGCUAUAGCUGAUGAAUUGCUGCUUCUAGUUACAGAUUUCGGCACCCUUGGAGGCUCUCUGUGCAUUGUAAGAAUGCAAACUGUAGCUGAUGUACUAGCUGAUUGUCCUAGCAUUUUAUAGGAUGAGACAGAGCCUGAACCACUGAGAUCUCACCCACUCAAAAGCAGGCAAGCACCUUUUUGAAACAGGUGAAACAAAUGUUCUCCAAGCAUACCCUCUGUGGAAUGUCUCCCUCUGGAAGGGAGAAAUUGCUCCUGCAAUUUGCCUGUCUCUGAGCAGUCACUGCUCUGGCUGCUUUUUCAAGGCUUUGGAUGUUUUUGUAGAGAAGAAAAUAAGCUGUUCAUACUGUCAGUUGUUUACAACAAUUGUAAUUCAUCAUACUUAGAAGGGUGGGGAAAAAAAUGUAGAAAGAGGUAAGAACAGCUGAGUAUCAUUUAAUGGAAAGACCAAUCUCUUUUCCUUUAGAAAUAGCUUUGUUAUUAAAUUGACAUCUGAAGUAUAAAAGUGGCCAACAACCUGCACACUUUUUCUCUAACUUCCACUUCAGUUUUAACAUGCUGUCUGCAGGGACGAUCCCUGAGGAAGUACAGCUGAGCUACCCUUGUAUUGCUGUCACUUCUUCAGACAUAAAAAGAAGAAAAACCAGAACUGAAACUAGUAGUCUCUAGCAAUUUCUCCUCUCACUUUCUUGAAGGUUUGCUGCAUAGUUUAGCUGUGGUCAGUUGUUAAUGACUUUCUAUUCUCUUUGUCAGUAGUUCUUUUGCUAAACUGAACAGAAACAAACCUUUGAGUUAACAUGGAAAUUUUACAGUCACAACAGCCAGAGGCUUUCCAACACCCUGCAUUAGAGCAGAAUGUUGUUUACAAGUCCUGCAGACAGCACUGCCAGAGCCCACCGAGCAGAAACUCCUGAAAUUCCUAUUUGACAUGUACUAAACCUCUACUUUCUGGAAAUUAGGUCUUCAGUUGUCAGCAGUAACAGGGGUGAAGCACCCACAGUACAGAUUACUGUAGAAGUAGCAUCUAUGUGCUACAUCCAGUGGGAUGGCUGCAGCCUAUUUUGUUCUUCCUUGUAAUUUUGCAUCCUACCAAGUCUUUCUUGGCAGACAACUACUACAGAAGUCAGAAGUUGUCCGACAGAAAACAGAAAAAGACUUUUCUCUCCGAACCCUUCCUUAUUUGAUUAGCUGUAAAAGUGCUUUCACCUGCACUCCUUUUCUAAAAGAUACUGCUUUUAUUUUUGUCACAUGUGAAAAGUCCCAGAGAAAUGAGCAAUGGGUACAUAAUAGAAACAAAUUGUUAUAGCUUGGGACAUGAAGGACUGUUCUGUGGAACCAGUUUAACUAAGUCUUAUCUUUCCAGGAGAUUAUUCAAGGUAAAACAGUUAUAUGCAGAUACUCAAAAUCCCCUCCUAGGCACUCAAUUGGCGCUUUGUUGCAUACUGCCAGCUGGGAGCCAUCUACUUGGGCGUGUUUUGAAAAAGAGGGGGCAAAGUGUGCCUAAGAUAAGGGUAUUGCUGAUUUCUCUUCUCCCUUUGAAGUACUUUGCCUUUACAGUGGUGCCUUCAGUUUCUUGGGUGUAAUGCCUCUGGUCACUUGCUGUGAUCAGAGCCCAGGUUUGAAUGGUGGUUACAGUAACCAGGUCUGUGCUGUACCCCAGCUGUUCUCCAAAACAAAUCCUUGAAUAGCCAGUGCAGGUUCUCAGCUGGUACAUACUUAACCAGGAGAACAAGAGCUUCCUAACUGCAUCUUAACUCAAGCUGCACUAGAAAUGUGUAAUCAAGCAAUGAAUUAUUACUACUUGUACUAUCUGCAUUGAAGGGUAAAGCUUAUGACAGACAUAAAAGCUCAGUUUUCAAUCUGAACAAGCAACAUCAUGCCAGACAUUUAAAUCAUCCAAGAGUCUUCUCACUGCAAGGUUAGGCCAAGCUGCAUAGAGCCAAUAAAGAACUGUAAUGGAUACUAAGAAGAAAGGCACUUUAUGGAAUCAGAAUUCAGAUUUGUCUUACAGCCAUGCUACUUACCUUCUUUUCUAGCAUACACAAGGUACUUACUGCAGUGUAUCUUACAGCCAAUGGUCAUGGCUGUCACAGGAGCUGAGCUUGCCUGUCCACUGUCCUUAUGGACAGAAGAAAGUUCCAUCACCUUUUCAAGUAGCUCCCUGUAAAGACUAUUCAGUAAAGCAGGGUUAUGGAGAUACCCCAUUUUAGCACCUGUCAAAAUUAAUGAGCAAAAGGCUGGGAGUAGCUGUGGCCCUCCUGGCCACAGGCUAUGCUAGGGACAGGCAUGCUUCACUCUGGAAGUUGGAAAGACAGUGGCUCCUGGAAUAUCAGGGCAAGAGCACUCUAUCAUAAAGCAAAAAUCUAGGUACAAAGCAUGCACAUUAACCCAAAUUCUCAUCCUGGCCGUUACUUCUAAGUUAGUUGCUGUCUUCUUCCCAUCUUCCAAAAACUAGUGGUGUAGUGAGUAUGGGGAAAGACAGCAUAAAUUUCUUUUAUGAGGGACUGGAAUGUAUUGACUUUAACAGUGUGAUCUGUCUGAAACAGGGUACUAAAUGCCUGUGAACCAGGAUUUUAGAUCUUGGUUAAUGCAACAUGCCAUUCAAAUGGGAAUGUUUAAAUGUGAUCAAAAUAAACAGGUGCCUUGAGGUGGUCCAUCAUUAGAUUGUUAUCCUUCCUUUUAUUUAUCUUACAGUAUAAGCCCUUCUCGAAUGGACUGUAAGUUGAAGCCAGGAUAAGUGUGCUCAUGAGUGGGACCUAGGAUUCUGCUCCUCCUUCCGUCUUGGAGUUUGUACGAAGAAAGUUCUUUGUGUUGCUGUCAGACAGAACUGAGUCCUUUUCUCAACACUGUACAUAGUGGGUUUCAGCCCCUGCCUAUUUUAUGUAGUAUCUGUCUCACACCUCUCCUCUGAAUGUUACAGUUCAGAGGUCUAGAAUUACCCUAUACUGGAAGAACUCUGAACUGAGUUUCUGAGAGGAAGGAGAAAAUUACUUGAAUGCUAUUUAUACAAGUUACUCAACUUAUGCCAAUAUGAGUAUUUAAAUACCAGCCUGUGUCUCAGAUGAUCCUUGGUACUUUAACAUCAAAACAGCAUCAGCAAUACCAAUUCUGAAGGGAUCUCUUGGUUACCCUCAGGCAAGGAAUCACAUUGCAAUGGGAGCUAUGGAAGAGAAUUAGUAAUUUUCCCUGUAAAAUGGUACAGAUGAACAAGGAGCCAGUUCUCACCGUCUCACCCCUUGCUACAACCUAGGCUGGUUGUAAUUCUAACAGCUCUGAUGUUGUUUGCAUCUUGCAGAUGUGUGGUUGCUCCCAUAGACCUGUGGCUCUGUAGAGAAACUGCUUACUAAAAACAUGGGUAUUUUUUAAUACAAUUAAAGCUUACCUUUUUGAAA
Parus major (Great Tit) is the source of this 10013-nucleotide messenger RNA. It is a transcript of the gene DENND11, whose product is annotated as DENN domain containing 11. Bases 4103 to 5197 code for a protein of 364 amino acids. The record is from RefSeq and is a predicted model, not a curated record. NCBI's taxonomy places the organism in Eukaryota, Metazoa, Chordata, Aves, Passeriformes, Paridae. The transcript is spliced from 9 exons. Gene Ontology annotation, cellular component: cytoplasm.